Molecule: messenger RNA, 679 nt
Organism: Cyprinodon variegatus (sheepshead minnow)
Lineage: Eukaryota; Metazoa; Chordata; Actinopteri; Cyprinodontiformes; Cyprinodontidae
Gene: ciao2b
Product: family with sequence similarity 96 member B
Exons: 5
Coding region: 96-575 (159 amino acids)
Biological process (GO): iron-sulfur cluster assembly
Cellular component (GO): cytosolic [4Fe-4S] assembly targeting complex
Source: RefSeq, a predicted model, not a curated record
AGUGCGCCGUCUGGUUGCCUUUUCUAGCAUCACAGCGCAGCACCGUGGUUUUAAUAAAGCCCUUUUGAUGUUUAUAAGGGUAUAAAACCGUGAAAAUGUCCGCUGGGGUCCAGCUGGAGAACGCUAACCCGGUGAUCUUCCAGCGGUCCGGGGAGAGGCUGCCUACGGCGAGCGAAGAGGAUGGAGACGUUCACGACCCCAUCGACGACCGCGAGAUAUUCGAUCUGAUCCGAUCCAUUAAUGACCCGGAACAUCCGCUGUCUCUGGAGGAGCUGAACGUGGUGGAGCAGGUUCGGGUUCAGGUCAAUGAUCCAGAGAGCACGGUGAGCGUGGAGUUCACUCCCACCAUACCGCACUGCAGCAUGGCCACCCUCAUUGGCCUGUCAAUCAAAGUCAAGCUCCUGCGCUCCUUGCCUGACAGGUUCAAAAUCGACGUUCACAUCACUCCUGGAACUCACGCCUCAGAGGAAGCAGUGAACAAACAGCUGGGGGACAAAGAGCGCGUGGCGGCAGCUUUGGAGAACUCGUCUUUGUUGGAGGUGGUCAACCAAUGCCUGUCCAGCAGAACCAUCUAAUCACUCAGUUAUCUAGCUUUAGAAACCAGGACCGCUUGAUAUUUUCUUUCUUUCUCCAUGACAUCAUCCCCGACCUGGAGCUGCUGCUGGUACUCAAAUCCAAA